UUCGAGCCAACAACAUCCUUGCAUUUUUCUCCAAAACUUUAAACAAUAAUUUCUUAUCAGUUCUUAUCAAGGGUUUCUCUUGAAAAUGCGAGUUUCCUUUGUGUGAUAUAUAUGACUGUAGUCUUUUGUGUUAUUAAGCAGAUCGGGCUGUAUCGCUCGUCUCCGAGAAGGAAUGAGUUCCCAUAUUAAUAUCGACGACAAGCGAUUGUUGCUGAAAGAAGUUUUGAGUCGAGAUCUAAAGGCGGCAGAUCUUCGACUAUCGUUGUUCGUAGCCGCUGCCAGGUCUUUCAAGUACGAUUCUUGUCUGCAACCCUUUCCGCCAGAUUACCUCAUCAACGGCGAAAAGAAUAUUGAUGAGCUGAAACAAAUUUUAGAUGAAUUACCCAAAUUGGAUACCCUAAAUCUGAUUGAGUUAAAGGACAAAACCGUAUCCUUGCUACAUUGGAUUUUGUGCAAACACUCGGGACCUCGGUUGCGAACUGUUCCAAAAUCUGAGUAUGAUUCGGUGUUUGCUAAUGCUCCUUGCCUGACCGCGUUUCAAAGGCCUCAGUGGAUAUUUCAUGUACAGUACCAAGAUGACUCACAUUCGGAGAGGAUGUUUCGCGAGAAUCUGGAUUGCUUUCAGACUCACCAUGCAUACCACGGUAGUAAGGUGUUCAAUUUUUACUCUAUACUGAACUAUGGCCUACAGCAGCACCUAAACAAGACUGCCUUAUUCGGUGAAGGAAUCUACCUGUCGGCAGAGCUGAACGUUAGUCAAAUGUUUGCUCCGACUGGUGCCGGUUGGUCCAGAUCGGUACUAGGAAGUCACCUCGCCUGUACUGCACUUUGUGAGUACAUCGAUAAUCCUGCCUAUGUCAAAUGUCAGGAGGAAAACCAAAGCACAUCAAAUAUACCGGAGAGAUAUAUUCUAGUUAAGAAUAAUGACCUUAUUCAGGUGAGGUAUUUGCUGGUGUAUGGUAGUAAGCGGAUAGUUGGUCCCGUUGGCACAGCGAUCGGUCUGAACAGCGGAGGACUACGGGGAUCGACGUUGGAGCAACGGGCAAAACAGGUUGCUCCAAAUCGCUGUCUGAGGUGGAUGGCAGCCAACCAAAGUUGGCUGCUUGCAGGUGGGUAUUUUCUUAUGCUACUGGGCAUUGGGAUGAUGAACAGCAGGAAUGCACAUUAUAUGAAGCAGAUGUUCUGGCAGAAGAUUAAUCAUAUGUGCAAUGCGUUGUUUGGCGGCGUUGCCGAGGGAGAUACGUGAGCGAUGGAUAUCUUGGACAACAAACGGAUCAUGGGCAAUGUAGUACAAGCGGUGAGGCGCAAGGGGUUAGAUUGAAUAAAAAUGUUCAACUGAU
Molecule: messenger RNA, 1340 nt
Organism: Topomyia yanbarensis
Lineage: Eukaryota; Metazoa; Arthropoda; Insecta; Diptera; Culicidae
Product: protein mono-ADP-ribosyltransferase PARP16-like
Exons: 2
Coding region: 173-1246 (357 amino acids)
Biological process (GO): endoplasmic reticulum unfolded protein response
Cellular component (GO): membrane; nuclear envelope; endoplasmic reticulum tubular network
Molecular function (GO): kinase binding; protein serine/threonine kinase activator activity; NAD+ poly-ADP-ribosyltransferase activity
Source: RefSeq, a predicted model, not a curated record